AUGCCUAUCUGUACGCUACCGACGGUGACAAUUUACGAGGACUUUGACAAGCUCAGCGCAAAGGAGGUGUACUUCACGGAGUCGGGCGACAAGGUGACGGUGAAGCUGUUACACUUUCCCAACCUCAGCCCGGAAGAGCAGGACCAUCUGAAGACGAUGUCGGACAGUGGGGACGAGCACGGUGCGGCCAACGCCGGCACGGCCGGCCAUGCCGGAACGUCCGCGGACGCGGUGCCCCGCACCCGCAAGAAGUCCUUCACUCGGAAGCUCUCGAACGAUGCGCGCAAGUUUUCCGCCCUGGCCGCCAGCCGCAAAAACUCCAAGGACGCCGACCUGACGGCACUGCCCGGUGGGGCCAACGCAGCCCAAUCGAGCCAGCAUGCGGCGGGGCAGCAUCAUCACCAUCAUCACCACUACCAUCACCAUCACCAUCAGUACCAGUACCAGGCGGCGGUGCCGGCGGCACACUCGCACAGUGGGCCGCCCCAUGUCCAGCAGCAGUAUCAGCAGCAGCCGGUGCGGGCGACGCAGCGCACACACAGCACGUCCCACUCGCAGUACCACUAUCAGAGCCAGCUGCCAAUACUGCAGCAUCCGGCCGACGGGGCUGGCCGGUCGGAGUGUGCGGGUGGCGGCUCGCUGCGUCACCGCAUCGGGGCGCACCGGUCGCCGUCGCCGCGCCAAUCCGCCAGCCUGUGUCCCGGGUACGAGCAGUACCAGAUGUCGCUGCUGGAGGUGCCGAUGCCACGUGAUUACGGCGAUGCAUCGAGCGACGAUCUGAGCUCGGAGUGGGACUCGGACGUACCGGACGUGCGGCAUGAAUCGGGCACGAAGCCUUCUGGAUGGCGUAAAUUGCGCAACAUCGUACAGUGGACACCGUUCUUCCAGACGUACAAAAAGCAACGCUAUCCGUGGGUGCAGCUAGCCGGGCAUCAGGGAAACUUCAAAGCCGGACCGGACCAGGGAACCGUACUGAAGAAGCUAUGCCCCAAAGAGGAAAAGUGUUUUAAGGUACUGAUGAAGGAUGUCCUGAGACCCUACGUUCCCGAGUACAAGGGUCAGGUGAAUAGUGAAGAUGGCGAAUCAACCUAUAUACAGCUGCAGGAUCUACUCAGCGAUUUCUAUCAACCGUGCGUGAUGGAUUGUAAGAUAGGCGUCCGGACCUACCUAGAAGAGGAACUGUCGAAAGCCAAAGAGAAGCCGAAACUUCGAAAAGAUAUGUACGAAAAGAUGAUACAGAUCGAUCAAAACGCCCCCACCGAAGAGGAGCACCGUGCUAAAGGUGUCACCAAGCCACGCUACAUGGUAUGGAGGGAAACCAUCUCCAGCACGUCCACGCUCGGAUUUCGAAUAGAGGGCAUCAAAAAGAGUGACGGCACGAGUUCAAAGGAUUUCAAAACGACAAAAUCGCGUGAUCAAAUCUGUGAAGCAUUUCGCGAAUUUACUGACGGGUUCCCGCAUGCAAUGCCUAAAUACAUUCAACGGUUGAAGGCGAUUCGGGCAACGCUCGAGUAUUCCGAGUUUUUCAAAAGCCACGAGGUGAUAGGAAGCUCACUGUUGUUCGUGCACGACCGUCACAAGGCAAGCGUCUGGCUGAUCGACUUUGCCAAAACGGUCGCGCUUCCGGAGAGUGUGGCCAUUACGCAUGACAGCAAGUGGAAGGUGGGCAACCACGAAGACGGCUACCUGAUCGGGAUCAACAAUCUGAUCGACAUCUUCAGCGAAGUGCACGAUCGGCAAACACUGCAGUGCCUGACGGAGCGAAUACCCCGGCUUUCGCUACCGGACGACAUCAACGGUAUCGAUGCGAAUUCGGAUGAUCCUCUGCGUCACGACGGGUGCAAUCGGAACAGUGAGAUCUCGUCUGCUGCCGUACCCGCCGUGCCGGACCGAUGUGUCGAUAAGAUCGGCUGUGUGAAUAACAACAACAAUUACGACUGCAAACCAGAGGAUCAGCAGCUGGUGGGCAACAGCACGGCGGACACGAGCACAGGCCUGCGUGACUGUAUCGGGUCGAGUUCGGGGUAGUGCUGGCAGGUCUGGCCGGGCGGGUACGCUGCCAACCAAGGACUGAAUCGAAUUAGUAUGUAAGAUUUUUGUUUGUGGUCAACCACGAAAACACAUGCAGUUGUCGAAUGAUUGAGAACCGUUUGUUCAUACUCCGGCAUCGAGCGAGUGAGAAUCCUUUGUUAAUUUAUAAAAUACUACGAUCAAACACUCUGAACAUUAGGAUAGUAAUGGUAGCGUAAAGUACAGAAGACGAACAUACAGUUUAAUAUAUUCAACUCUAUUAUGAAAAAAGUUUAUGUUUGUAUGUGUAUGUAAUCGGAAUUGUAGGAUGUAGUGAUAACUUCACAUUUUUGGUAAGUAGCUAAUAAGUACGUACGAAAAAAUAUAGUAAUUGUUAAUAUUUUGGUA
Anopheles gambiae (African malaria mosquito) is the source of this 2418-nucleotide messenger RNA. Its product is annotated as inositol-trisphosphate 3-kinase A. NCBI's taxonomy places the organism in Eukaryota, Metazoa, Arthropoda, Insecta, Diptera, Culicidae. Bases 1 to 2028 code for a protein of 675 amino acids. Gene Ontology annotation, cellular component: nucleus; cytoplasm. The transcript has 7 exons. Gene Ontology annotation, biological process: inositol phosphate biosynthetic process. The record is from RefSeq and is a predicted model, not a curated record. Gene Ontology annotation, molecular function: inositol tetrakisphosphate kinase activity; inositol-1,4,5-trisphosphate 3-kinase activity.